This is a messenger RNA of Rhizopus microsporus ATCC 52813, 1343 nucleotides long. RefSeq lists its product as uncharacterized. Gene Ontology annotation, biological process: transcription elongation by RNA polymerase II. Gene Ontology annotation, cellular component: Cdc73/Paf1 complex. Bases 21 to 1118 code for a protein of 365 amino acids. Gene Ontology annotation, molecular function: RNA polymerase II complex binding; chromatin binding. The transcript is spliced from 5 exons. The record is from RefSeq and is a predicted model, not a curated record. NCBI's taxonomy places the organism in Eukaryota, Fungi, Mucoromycota, Mucoromycetes, Mucorales, Rhizopodaceae.
GUGUUAAUAACUUUUUGAAAAUGACAUCCAAAAAUAAAUUUCGCACAGAUUAUAUUUGUCGUGUACGAUAUCGAAAUACAUUGCCACCAGUGCCCUAUGCACCCAAAAUGCUUACAAUACCUUCUCUUAUCGAGAGACACGUUCCAUAUCAAUCAAACAGUUUAAUAGAGCAAACACCGUAUUCCCUAGUGAUGGAUCAGAGUGCUGCUAUUCCAUUUGAUAAGGCACUUGUUGAUUAUGUUGAUGCAUUGGAAACAAAUCCUGAUGAAGUAUUACGAUUAGUUGAUGAAGUUGCAGAAGAAGACAAAAUACUAUUGACUCCACCACGUGAUGCUCAAAACGGUGCUGGAGCAUCCAGUAGAAAGCCUAAUGUUACCUGGCUUCGUCGUUCUGAAUAUAUUGCACACGAAACACGAGGAGCACCUAGCAGGAAGGAAGGUGUUGAAAACAAAUUUGCAAUGUCUGGUGCAGCUGCAAAGAAACGUAGCUAUGAUACAAUGAAAGAACAGAUCGCAGGCAUCGAAAAUACAUUUAAACCACUGCCUUCAGACUUGAGACAUCCCCAAACCAAAGCAAGGGCCAAAAAGAUUACACCACUCUUACCAGAUAUGGCCUGUUGGGAGAACAUAUACACAGUUGGUCAGUUCAGUAUUGAGCCAGCGGAUGAAGCUAGAAAGGCAAAGAGAAGAGCACUGGCUGCUACAGAGAAUGAAGCUAAAGAUCGCCCAAGGCCCUCAGCUACCGAUGGCACUGACCGUGGUAUUCUCAGACCCAUGGUCAAUCCUCAUGAUCCAACAGACACCUACUUGGUGUGGUUUUUACCUGAUGAAGCAAGUACUACACGAUUGGUUCAACAAAAGGAAGACCCUCUGGCUGGUUUGUCCGAAGAUCCUUUAACCUAUCAUGCCGUGUGUGACUAUGAGUACAGUAAUGACAGUAGUUCAAGUACUAAGCACCUGCUAAUAACUAUGCAUAAUGAUCCUGAUGGCGAAAAGGCUGUUUAUUGUCCAAUUAGAAGCAAGAUGUUCCUUAGAAAGAAGAGAGCACUGAGUGCCAAAUUGAAAUACUUGGAUGACUAUGAAAAGCCAAAUGUGUUGACAGUUACAUAUACAAACUAAAUUAUUCGCACAUAAAAAGACAUUAAUCAGCCUUUACACUUGGUGAUCUUUACUUUAUUGUUUCCAAGUUGACAACAUGUAAUAAUAUAUAAAUGAUCUUCAUCUUUUUGGAGAGAUUUAUAAAAUAAAUAUGGUCAGCACUUCAUAACACAUAGUCUAAUUUUGACUUCUUUUCUUCUUUGGACCAAAAAGUAAGGCCAGCUAUUCCCCGGCUAGUCCUAAGGU